UCUGAGGGAAGAAAGGAAUUCGAGAAAGUUGGUCCUCACAGUCGGAGUUUUAAAGAUCUCAUGUCACAUGAAGAAGAAAUAAAAAAUGACUUACAACGAUCUGAGGAACUAGCUACCCUUAUUUUGGGAUUAAAGCUCUUUAUUGGAGAAAAGAACCUGCCUUCCCCUAAUGAAAUUGUUGAAAUCUUUGGCAAGAUGGUUAUCAAUAGUUACUGCAUCUACAGUGGAGAUCUUCAAGUGAUAGGAACAGGACUAUAUUUAGGUGCAUCUGUGUUAGAUCACUCGUGUGAACCUAAUGCAGUGGUGACGUUCAAUGGGACAACUCUUUAUGUACGAGCUCUUCAGGACUUGGAUGAACUAGACUACAAAAGAGUUUUUAUUAGCUAUAUAGACCAAAUGGCUACAACCCAAGAGAGGCUAAAAACAUUGAAGGAGCAGUACUAUUUUGUUUGUCAGUGUCAGCGCUGCAAUGAUCCAAAACUGGACAUUCUGAUGACAAAGACUGUGGAAUGUGCCACAGAAGAGGAUGUUGCCAAAGUAACAGAAGAGUCCAGAAGAAUGGUUGAACUUUUAGAAAAGAAAAAAAGGAAAAUGAUGACCCAUCAACUCUACUGGAAAUGUGUAAGCAUUGUCUAAGUCAACAGGAAGGAAUUCUGGCUCCUCUCAACAUCUUGCAUGUAAAGAUUUUAGAUAAAGCUUUUGAUGCAUGUAUCUCUCUGGGAAAGUGGGAGGAAGCUAUAGAAUUCUCACUGCCAACUCUCGAACC
Limulus polyphemus (Atlantic horseshoe crab) is the source of this 766-nucleotide messenger RNA. RefSeq names its product histone-lysine N-methyltransferase SMYD3-like. The coding region runs from base 61 to 636 and encodes 191 amino acids. Lineage: Eukaryota; Metazoa; Arthropoda; Merostomata; Xiphosura; Limulidae. Gene Ontology annotation, molecular function: protein binding. Gene Ontology annotation, cellular component: nucleus. The record is from RefSeq and is a predicted model, not a curated record. The transcript is spliced from 7 exons.